UGACCUUUCAGUGCAGCUGCCUGGGAAGGCUGCACACGCUGAGCGGACGGCCCCGAGCUGAGAUACGACGACAUUUAAAAGUACAAACCCACCGUAAAUGGGUUUAUCACCACAUCAGCCGUUGCUUUCGUUGCUUUCGUUUACCUCGACCGAUUGUUUUGGAUGGAUUAUAUUAUUGUCGUCUCACCGAGAAGCCUUACAACGCCCAGUCAGCAGCGGCAGCCAUAGCUCCGUCAUUGACGCUGGAGAAAACUGUAACCUGUCCCUGCAAUGGCAGUCUUUAGUCACCAGGUGCUCCUUGCAGUCACAAGAUCAAGGGGAUCAUAUUUGUUAUCCAAGAGGCACAGCUGCUCCUCUCUGACUUCUAAAGCCUAUCUCCACAUAGACCCUCCUCGCCAGCUCUCGUCCUUACUGACACUCAGGCACUCUCGCUAUGGCUCCCCACACUGUUACCGAGGCCACGCUCUCGGCCAUGGCAACAACUCCGCCCUGCUUGCCCGCUCCCUACACUGCUCAGGUGUUUGGCUUCAAGACGUAAAGCAGGAGGACUCUAAAUCUUCACCAGCCGCCUCCCAGGAUGCUUCUCCAGGAGCUAAAAAGGACUCUGUAGCUGCUGCACCUCAGGCCCAACCUCCGUCAACUCCCACUCCGACGCCCACCGCCACUACAACGGCCGCCAUUCCUCCAGUGGAGAGGGCAGUCGUGAAAAAGGCUCUGUAUCUGAGGAUUGUGGAUGAGUUGAAGCAUUACUACAAUGGCUUCCGGUUACUUGGGAUUGAUAUCAAGAUUGCAGGCAGGAUGGUGUGGAGGCUGCUGCAUGGACAACUGCUCACACGCCGGGAGAGGAGAAGGCUGAUGAGGACCUGCGCUGACCUCUUCCGUCUGGUGCCCUUCACUGUGUUCAUCAUCGUUCCUUUCAUGGAGUUCCUUCUUCCUGUCUUCCUCAAACUUUUCCCAGAGAUGUUGCCCUCCACCUUUGAGACAGAGACCAAAAAGGAGGAGAAGCAGAAGAAAGGUCUGGCAGCGAAGCUGGAACUGGCCAAGUUCCUCCAAGAGACCAUCGCUGAGAUGGCUCGAAGGAAUAAAGCAAAAGCUCAGACAGAAGACGAGACGCAGCGAUUCUCAACAUACGUUCAGCAGGUUCGGGGCACAGGCGAGCAGCCCACCACAAAGGACAUUGUCCGGUUUUCGAAGCUGUUUGAGGACGAGCUGACGCUGGAGCACCUGGAGCGACCCCAGCUGGUGGCUCUGUGUAAACUGUUGGAGCUGCAGCCCAUCGGCACAAACAACUUGCUGCGUUUUCAGCUGAUGAUGCAACUCAGAACCAUCAAGGCGGACGAUGAGAUGAUUUCAGCAGAAGGUGUGGCAGCUAUGAGUGUGUCAGAGUUACAGGCUGCGUGUCGUAGUCGGGGGAUGAGGUCUCUGGGUCUCACCACCGAUCAGCUACAUCAACAGUUGCAGCAGUGGCUGGACCUGCAUCUGAAGGAGAACGUUCCUCCAUCGCUGCUGCUGCUCUCUAGAGCCAUGUACCUGACUGACCUCAAACCAAAACCUCCAGUCAUCCCACCUGUUCCCAAACUAGAGAAAACUCCUCCUCCAGUGGAGAAUACAGGAUCAAACACGACCUCAGUCCCCACUGACAUGUUGGCAGACCCUGCGCUCAUCAUCAAAGAAAGACCGGUGGAGGAGAUACGAGACAAGGCUCCUUUGGUGUCGGACAAACCUCUGACUCCUGCUGAAGUCCUUCAGGCUAAAGCAGCAACAGAGGUGUCCCAGAAGAGCAAGAUGAGUGCCAACGGUGUGUAAAGUGGAGCAGGAGCCUCUGGACUGAAGGGAGGAUGGACUCAGCUCUGCGUCCUUGGGGGAGAGAGGGACAACCGGGAUGUAUUGGUCAGAUGUCGGGCUGUUGAUGGUCUACAUUUCAGUAGCCUUCAGUUAUUUUAAAGCUCCUCCAUAAAUCCCCUUCUUCUGUCUUCGGACCAGAGGGCUGGGGAAUCACUGGCUCCAUUCAGCAUCAUGUCUGACAUGUUGAUACAACUCAUCCAGGAGUUCUGUCCCCUCACUGUUAACACCCAUUGGUCUGCUGCCCCUUCUGCUUCGUCUCAGCAGCUGCUUCUUUAUAAACUCAAACCCUCUGCUGUCACAUUUGUGCACUCCGUUUUCUGUCACUCUGCGUUGGAGCCAAACCAGUCUGACGUGUCACUGGACUGGCAGAUCACUGAUGCGAUUACUUUGACCUAAUGUCCUUGAAGUGACACCUAAAACCGCCCAUGGCAGAGCCUGGUCCAGACGGUCUCCUCCUCUUCCUGUAAAUGUGUAAAUAUCCUGUAUAUUAUUGUCUCUGUCUUACAUCGCAGCAGCAGCAGCUUUGUACAUUUUGCUAUGCAAAAUCCUACAGUCUCUUGAAAAUAUUCAAGUUUUUCUCUCUUGGAAGGUUCAUUUUGUUUUAUUUGGAUACCUUUUUCCUCUUAAGGAUAUAAGAGAAGUCAUUCUUUAUUUUUUUUCAGAAAUGUGUUGCUGAACUUUUUGGUUCGGUAGCUGACCCACCUUCAUCUUUGCUCAGUAAGUUGGACCAUCCUCGUGCAGAAACAGGCACCACACCUCCUGAACCUGCAAAUUAAUAAACGCAAAAGUUCUGAUUCAGUCAAAUGUCCUGAUCUUGUUUCAUCAGCUGCAGACUGGGACCGGCCCUGCCUCUGAACAGGGUGACAUAGCGUAGUUGCUUGCUGCUGCAUUUAGCAAAUGAAGACUGAUAUAUUAUUGAGAGAGUUGUCACUCCUUGAACCCAUAGGUGACUGUGUUAAGUCCAGUCCACCUCCACUGGUAAACCACUGAAUGGACAAUCUGUACAAAGAUGUGCAGAUUUGAUUUGCAUAUACAGUGUAUGUAUUGUGUUUUAACACUAUGAUACUAAGAUUCCUUUAAACUGAAAAGAGAAAAUACUUGAUGUUACCCAUGAAGCUAUAUUAUUAAUAUUGGGGAAAAGCUUAAAUCCUGAAGCCACAAAUGAGAUUGUUAUUUUUUGGUAUUGUGGCCCUAAAAGAAAAAAAUAUGUAACCAAUUAUGACUGAUUUGCCCAAAUAUCCUACUGCAAUAUGUGACCAAUAUAUAAUUGGAAGGUUUACCACAUAAAUAUGCACUGUAUAAAAACAGUUUGUGUGUGUUUAGACAAUGCCUAAGUAUUGUUCAUCCCUCUUUAUACAUUUGACAUUGUUGGAGUAACUUUUUGUCUCCACACAUUUUUCCUCAUUGCUAUUUAUCCAUAGGCACAUCCCAGAAGUGGAUGGCAUUAAUGAAAGCAUAUUUUUUGAAAAAGAAAAUUGUUAAUGAAGAUUUAUUUUAUUGGUUUUACAUAUGUGCCUAGGGUUAAAGGGCGGUUGUGUUUGCAUUUUUCAUCAGAGAGCAGAUUUUAUAUAUUGUACCAUUGUCGAGUUUGUAUUUUGGUUUGAUUAUUCACCCCCGUUUGUAAAGCGCCGGUUGCACCUUUUCUCUUUAGUGGAAUGUCUUCUUCUCCCUGCCUCAUUUGACCCAAGUUUCAACCCAAAACCAAAUCAAACUUUUCCUUAUAAUCACCUGUAUUGAUACUGAUGAAAAGCAAAGUCCUUUUCAAUCAGCUCUGCAGCCAUGGUGUAAAGGACAACAAAAAUAAAUGAAAACAAUCAAAAGUUGCUUUAUCAUCUCUGGUUUGUGCUCUGCUGCCCUUUUUAAUAACCCAAGUCAAUCGGAGUAGAUGUGAAGUGAUUAGUGCAAUGUUUAUGGCAUUUAUUUUUUUAAAACAAAAGGUCGGUGACCUGUUGAGAAAGAUGUGUCAUGUUGAUGUGCUGCUCCUCACACGUUUUGAGUUGAUCUGCUGGGAGGUUUUCAGAUAUUGAUUACUGGUACGGUCUACUGCAUGAGUAUAGGAUUACACAGCAUUAAAUGAUAUGGAUUAACUGGACGUCAUGUUUCUGCUGUGCCUGGGAGACCCCGAAACUGAAAAAUAUGAUAAAUGUAUUUCCAAGUUAUUGGACAGAAUGCAUCCACAUUUAAAUUGGCCACAGAUUCGAUCUUGUCCUUAAUUACCUUCCUUGUGUCACAGCUUCCAUUCAUCAGCAUUAUAGUGUGGAAACAACAACUUCAUACUGCUAUCUCAGAUGGUUUGGUUACAUCAAUGCCAUCAUGAUGUGUCCUCUGUCUUUAAGGAUUGUUUCUGUCAGUUAUUAAAUGCACUGCUGUUCAAUUACCUCUUACCCUGUAUAAACUUCAUGCAUCAUUUUACCAUGGCAAAAGAGUGUCUGGGUGAUGGAAAAAAGAAUUCACACAAUUAAAAUCAUUAAACCCUUUA
This is a messenger RNA of Centropristis striata (black sea bass), 4324 nucleotides long. RefSeq names its product leucine zipper-EF-hand containing transmembrane protein 2 (gene letm2). NCBI's taxonomy places the organism in Eukaryota, Metazoa, Chordata, Actinopteri, Perciformes, Serranidae. The record is from RefSeq and is a predicted model, not a curated record. Gene Ontology annotation, cellular component: mitochondrial inner membrane. The transcript has 11 exons. Bases 271 to 1806 code for a protein of 511 amino acids. Gene Ontology annotation, biological process: intracellular monoatomic cation homeostasis. Gene Ontology annotation, molecular function: ribosome binding.